AUGGCUACCAAAAAUGGCAGGAUUCGAUCCUCGGUGGCAAAUAUCGAACAACAGAGAAGACAAGUACUCAAGCCACUUCUCGACAAUCCAUUCACACAGACAGCAUGGCCAGAAGUGGGUCAAGAUACUUUAAAAGGGAUUACUGACAUCUUGAUUCAAAUUUUGCGAUCAGUCAGUAAGUAUAACAAGUUGAGCGGCAAGAAUCUGGAAGCAACCAUUCACAAGCCGAGUGUAGUGGAUAAAAUGACUAUUGGAUUCAACUCCACCACCAAAAGUUUGGAGUAUAAAGUGCAAAAGGGAAAAAAAGAACGUAAACUCUCCUUUGAUAACUGUAAGAAAAUUCAACUGAAUAGAAAGACAGUGAGGGACAUUUCCUAUGUUUUUGUCUGCAAGGAUGACAUCAAACCAGAUAUUUUAACUCAGCAUUUUCCAAGUCUUUGUCUCAUGGCAUCAAGUACCGAUGAUGAGAUAAAGCUGGUAGCCCUUCCCAAAGGCUCUGUAGCACAAUUAUCUGAAGCACUGAACGUUCCAAACACAACAAUUUUAGGGUUUCCCAGGAAAUUUGAGGAGAACGACUUAUUGAGCACACUCAUGGAAAAUAUUGAGCCACCGAAAGUCCCCUGGCUAUCUGCAAUGCCAAGGUAUGAACCUCUGUCGGUAGGCUUUCUGCAGACAACACAGCCAAUAUCACGAAAGGUUAGCCAAAAGGAUCACAACAACAUCAGGAAAAGAGAAGAUGACCAAGGUGGGGUCAAGAAUCAAAAAAGGACAAAAACGUAA
Molecule: messenger RNA, 780 nt
Organism: Komagataella phaffii GS115
Lineage: Eukaryota; Fungi; Ascomycota; Pichiomycetes; Pichiales; Pichiaceae
Exons: 1
Coding region: 1-780 (259 amino acids)
Biological process (GO): tRNA processing; intronic box C/D snoRNA processing; nuclear-transcribed mRNA catabolic process, RNase MRP-dependent
Cellular component (GO): nucleolar ribonuclease P complex; cytosol; ribonuclease MRP complex
Molecular function (GO): ribonuclease MRP activity
Source: RefSeq, a predicted model, not a curated record